Messenger RNA from Zonotrichia albicollis (white-throated sparrow), 1041 nucleotides. NCBI's taxonomy places the organism in Eukaryota, Metazoa, Chordata, Aves, Passeriformes, Passerellidae. The record is from RefSeq and is a predicted model, not a curated record.
AUGGAGCUUGAGGAACACGUGGAGGUUGUGGAUGGAGCUGGAUGGCUGGGAUCAGAUGCUGGAUGUGGGAAGCAGGUCCUGGAUCGAUCCUACAGGUCCUGGAUCAAUCCUACAGGUCCUGGAUCAAUCCUGGAGGUCCUGGAUCAAUCCUGCAUCCCCUGGAUCGAUCCUGCAGUUGCUGGAUCAAUCUUGCAGGUCUUGGAUCGAUCCUACAGGUCCUGGAUCAAUCCUACAGGUCCUGGAUCAAUCCUGGAGGUCCUGGAUCAAUCCUGCAUCCCCUGGAUCAAUCCUGCAUCCCCUGGAUCGAUCCUGCAGUUGCUGGAUCAAUCUUGCAGGUCUUGGAUCGAUCCUACAGGUCCUGGAUCGAUCCUGGAGGUUCUGGAUCAAUCCUGCAGGUCCUGGAUCAAUCCUGCAUCCCCUGAGGGCACAGGGAGUGUCUCUGAUCCUGCUGGAGUCAGGGAGCUCCACCUCCCGGCAGGCGCCACCUCCCUCAGGGACACUAUAAAGGACAAGCUGUCCCCUGUGCCCUGGCCAGUGCCAGCCUGGAGAGACCUCGGAGCCAGGACCCUGCAGGUGGAUGCUGUGCUGAUUGCUGAAGGCAGCGAGGCCCCAGAUCUGCCCCAAGGACGGGCUUGGCCACGAGAUCCCAUGGUUGGAUCUGAGUUCAGAAGAUCCUCCAGCAGCCCCAUCCUCAGCCCCCAGUCACAUCCCCUGGAUCUGGGGACAGAAGAGCCUCCAAAAUCCCCUUCCUGAGCCCCAGCCAGAUCUCCUGGAUCUGGGGACAGAAGGUGCCGCAGCACCCCCAUCCUGAGCCCCAGCCAGACCCCCUGGAGCCCCCAGGAGCCGCCCCCAGUGCCCAGGACGAGGCCACCACAGUGCACGAGGGCUUUUAUUGGGUCAGGUAUGUACAGAGCCGAGCUGGGGGGUCUGUCAGGGUAAGGGGGGGCUCCCCACGCCCUGGCUCAGAGCAGGGGGUGCUUGCCCUGCUGCUGCUGCUGCUGCUGCUGCCGGUUCGCCAAGUGCAUGAGCUUGAGGAGCAGA